Zasmidium cellare ATCC 36951 is the source of this 2127-nucleotide messenger RNA. RefSeq lists its product as uncharacterized. Gene Ontology annotation, cellular component: mitochondrion. The transcript has a single exon. The coding region runs from base 1 to 2127 and encodes 708 amino acids. The record is from RefSeq and is a predicted model, not a curated record. Lineage: Eukaryota; Fungi; Ascomycota; Dothideomycetes; Mycosphaerellales; Mycosphaerellaceae.
AUGUUGAGCGUUAUCAGACCCGCGAAGCAUAUCGCCACAUCACUCCGAGCUGGUGUAUCGAGAAGUGCGAGGGACAGAGCUGUGGGAAGCGUUUCCACGUACACUCUGCUUCCGAGAUGGCAUGAACCAGGCAUCAGGCGCUUUGGGCGCUCAGUAAAAAGAUGGCAAGAGACGAAAGCAGAGGGGGCAUUGGGAGAAUUGGUACAGAAUGCCGCUCUAGUUGAGCAUGAUAAUUUUGCGUUCGCGAAGACGCUGCCAGUUGUAUGCCCUGGAUGCGGCGCUCUGAGCCAAACGAUCGAACCCGAGUCACCAGGCUUCUACAGCCGGAAGAAACGCAAUGUCAAGACGACACAAAAGAGCGAUGAGGACAAGAUCUUUCAAGAAGCCAUGGCCAGGAUUGAAAGUUUGGAGCAGCACCAGCCAGCACAACAAGAGACUGAACAGGAGCCAGAGAGCAAUCGAGCGAAUCUGAUAUGCGAUCGAUGUCACGAUCUCAUAUACCAGUCUAAGGGCUCAUCGAUACUCCAUCCAUCAAUGCAAUCGAUCCAGGACAUCAUCGAAUCGAGUCCUCACAAGCACAACCACAUCUACCACGUCCUCGACGCUGCCGAUUUUCCGAUGUCGCUCAUUCCAAACUUGAUGUCCGCUCUGAAGUUGCCUCGUCUGCGCACACAAAAUCGGCGCUCCAAGAGUAUACAAUACGCCCGAGAUCGAGUUGCGGAUAUAUCUUUUAUCAUUACGAGAUGCGACCUUUUGGCUCCUAAGAAAGAGCAGGUUGAUCGACUCAUGCCGUACAUGCAAGAAGUUUUGCGAGACGCGCUCGGCCGGACUGGACGAAACGUUCGGCUGGGCAACGUGAGGUGCGUCAGUGCGAAGCGUGGGUGGUGGACGCCGCAGGUCAAGGAAGAGAUCUGGAAGAGGGGCGGUGCGGGCUGGGUUGUGGGCAAGGUCAACGUUGGCAAAAGCGCACUAUUCGAGGUUGUCUUUCCUAAAGGUCGGAACUUUGACGCUGUUGAGACUGCGAGAACCACAGCCUUGGGCACUUCAAAUGCUUCACACGAGCAGAUUGAGGGUGUUGCUAAUUCGGCCAAGUUCACCCCGUUCAACGAUGAAGGCCUAGCUCAAAUCAACUCAGCCCUGUCUGAAGAUGCCACGGAAGACCAGGGAGUAGUGGAUGAAGGAGAAACAGCCCAACGACAACAAACACCCGAGGAAGACGACGAAUUGGACGAUGAUAGCGAUCUGAUGCUUCUCCCCCCUGCGCAGCCCGAGACCCAGUACCCUCAGAUGCCCAUCGUUUCUUCCCUCCCUGGUACCACUGCUUCUCCAAUACGUAUCCCGUUCGGCAAUGGCAAGGGAGAGCUCAUCGAUCUUCCCGGUGUUCAGAGGAGUUCACUUGAAACCCAUGUUGCCCCUGAGCACAGAUCAUCUCUUGUCAUGAAGAGCAGGAUUGUGCCGGAACAAUACUCGCUCAAACCAGGACAAUCGCUUUUGAUCGGCGGCAUCGUGAGAAUCACGCCCAAAACUGAUGAACUUGUCUUCUUGGCAUAUCCGUUUACACCUCUGCACCCUCACGCAACCGGCAACCACAAGGCCGUUGCGAUUCAGACUGGUGUUAACGAAGAUGGCACGCCUUACACUGGUACCGUUGAAAACAUCGGCACGGAUACAGCAAAAACGCGCAUCAAGAGCGCGGGCACCUAUACGCUGGAAUGGGACGUCACCAAGAGGCGUGCAGGGCCAGUGACCGAUAAACAAGCAGGAAAGCAGAAGGCAGAGAAUUUACCCUUCGUCGUGUACGGCGCCGACAUCUUGAUCGAAGGCGUUGGAUGGGUUGAGCUGGUCUGCCAAGUUCGCAAUAGACGUAAAAGUCUCAUAUCUGAUGCAUUGGGCGUGGAAUUUGGGACAACCGAUCAACCUGUGAACGCGAAGCCUCAAGUCGAAGUCUUUACCCCCAAGGGCAAAUUCAUUGGCAUCAGAAGGCCUAUGAACGCCUGGUUGGAUGGCGGCCCCAAGAAGGUCGCGAAACACGCACGGAAAUCACGACCACGCAUGACCAUCUCGAUGCAGAGAAGAAAGGAGGGGGGCAAGAAAGGAGGCCAAGCAGCCAACGCCGUACUAUCAUGA